Messenger RNA from Diuraphis noxia (Russian wheat aphid), 1322 nucleotides. RefSeq lists its product as uncharacterized. The record is from RefSeq and is a predicted model, not a curated record. Gene Ontology annotation, cellular component: nucleus. Gene Ontology annotation, molecular function: zinc ion binding. NCBI's taxonomy places the organism in Eukaryota, Metazoa, Arthropoda, Insecta, Hemiptera, Aphididae.
CGUUGGCGUAUGGCGUAUAGUCAGUUGAUUGUUUUUUGUUUUCAUUCGCGCGACUUGUAGAGUCAAGAGUGUGCUGUGUAGUAACAACGUGCGUAGACCGUAGACAUUAUAAUAUAAACUUCGCCGGGCCGCAGCCGCGUUUCCGUGCACGAACCAUCACUGGAAAACCGUAAUCUUUGAUUUUCCUCGUCGGAGUGUGCGUCUUGGUUCGUGUAGACUCGUUUCGCCUCCAAAAAAAUUAUCCUGUUCCGGUAGGUACGUUUACGUUUACAUUACAUUUGGUUUCAGACUAUUGGUUUCAAACCACCGUGUUAGCGCCGUUAUUGGGAAAAUCGAGUUGCUCACGGUUUAAUGGUCGUUUUUCCUGUGGCAUCAUCGCUGUCUUACCCCUCGUAGUCGGGCUUCCAGACUCGUGUUUGUCGUAUGUCGUUUGAUCUUCUGUGUCCAAACUCCGCCAAAGGUUCUGUUUCACCAUGGAAAACGUUUACAAGUGCCGAAUAUGCUAUCGCAUGUACCACGACAAGGAAGUCGUCAUCGAUUUAUCGUCGGAGGAGGCAAAGAAAGAACUAAUUCGCGCGAAAAUACUCAGUGCCCUAUCAAUCAUAGUCACUGAUCACGAUUCUCUAAAGUAUAUUUGUAGAAUAUGCUAUGGGCAAGUUGAAGUUAAUUUCCAAUUUGCAACUAAAUGUCGAAUAAAUAAUGCAAAAUACAUCGAAAGCUUAGAACAUUCACCAUCAAAUGAUGUAGUCAGAGCAGAAUAUAACAAAUUUAUGAAAAUACCUAUUAGUGCUUUGUUUAAUCAAUAUCAGUUAGAUGUGAAAGGCUUAUUUGAUGCAGUAACAAAUUCUUUGAAUGAUAAUAGUGAAAAUCCAAGACAUUUUGAAAAUGUUGGUAUUAAUGACCACAACAGUAUUACAACUCAAUUUGAUAUUGAAAAUGAUCAAUCUGUUGCUAAUGGAAUUCCAGAAAAUUUGCCAGUACUUGAAGUAAAUGUCCCUUCUACAAAUGAGCAUAAUAUAAACACAAAUAAUAUAAACAAUUCUACUACUUCUAGCUUACCUAGAAAAAUUAUAUUAAGCACAAUUCCUGUAAUAAGCACAAACAAUUCAAGUAAUACAAUUACUCCUGGUAGAAAUGUUUAUCGUAUCAUUACCAAUGGUACUAAUCUUGAAAAUGUGAAAAUGACAGUCUUAGAUCUGGAUUGUAAGGGUCAGAUGAUAGUUUUCUAUCCAAAUGAAAUGARAUUGAAUGUUAUCRUGCAAGAGGCACUAGUCACAUUAGGCUAUUUCUACUUCAAAGAUUUUGAAUAUUUUAUUAAGUAG